UUUAGUUCAACAAUAAUUUACUCUCAUUAUAUUCCUCAGAAAAAAGAGUUGCAAAAAUCUUUGUGCCAGAAAGAAUGUCAUGCCUCUUUAUACGCUGCUGAGAGUUUUCUUUUCUUUUGCUGCUCUACUUAUAAAGAAGAGUAGUUCACUGAUGUGUUUCUGUGUAAAAUAUUAGUAUUCUCUAAGUUCAAGAAGCUGUUAGUUGAUCUUCAUUUCUUUCGCAUCUUAUAGUUCUCGCACAUAUCAUGGAUUCUGCAAACUGGGUUUCUCUUGGGAUUUUCUUCCUCGUCGUUUCUUCAUUGGCAGAGAAAGCUCCAUACCCGUCCUUCGUUAAAGAUGCGACCUCAGCUCCACCACUAGACUACUACGACUACAUUAUCAUCGGCGGCGGAACAGCCGGUUGCUCGCUGUCGGCGACGCUCUCCACCGGCGCAAAGGUGCUCCUCCUCGAGAGGGGAGGCCUCCCCUACGACAACCCCAACGUCACCCAGAUCACGGGCUUCAUCAAAUCACUAGCCGACACGUCGCCCACCUCGGCCGCCCAGCUGUUCGUCUCCACGGACGGCGUGUUCAACCACCGCGCCCGCGUGCUGGGCGGCGGCUCCGCCAUCAACGCCGGGUUCUACACGCGCGCCAGCGGCGACUACGUAAAUGAGGUCGGGUGGGACCCGCGGCUGGUGAACGAGUCGUACGAGUGGGUGGAGCGGAAGGUGGCGCACCGGCCGCAGAUACUGCAGUGGCAGGCGGCGGUGAGGGACGGCCUGCUCGACGCCGGCGUCACCCCCGACAACGGCGUCACGUACGAGCAUCUGCGUGGGACCAAAGUUGGGGGCUCCAUCUUUGAUGAGAAUGGGAUUAGGCACACCGCUGCCGAUUUAUUAGAGUAUGCUCAUCCUCCCUUGAUCACUGUUUAUUUGCACGCCACGGUCCACCGAAUCUUGUUCAGGACCGCACCAGGGCGAAGGCCCAAGGCAAAUGGAGUUUUGUUCAAAGACUCAAACGGGCGUAACCACAGAGCAUACUUGAGCAGUGGAGGCGCGAGUGAGGUAAUUCUAUCAGCUGGCGCAAUGGGCAGCCCGCAGCUUCUGAUGUUGAGUGGCAUUGGGCCGGGCCCGGAGCUACGGGCCCGAGGGAUAAACGUAGUAAUGGAGCAAGCAUUUGUGGGGCAGGGGAUGUCCGAUAAUCCAAUGAAUGCCUUGCUCAUACCUUCCCUUCGGCCCGUCGAGAUCUCCCUCGUUCAAGUCGUCGGCAUUUCUGAUGUAGGCAGCUACAUCGAAGCUGCCAGUGGAUUUGUCGAGCUCUCUUCGAUUUAUGACUUCGUUCAAGACUACACCAAUGUCGCAAACCAGACCGUAGAGCCCUUCAUAUUCCCCACGAAUCAAACCAUGCAAGAGAUCUUGCAAGGAUCGAAAGCAAAUCAAGGGCAGAACGGUAAAGUUGCGAUAGUGUUGCAGAAAAUAAUGGGGCCAUUCUCAAGCGGGUACAUGGAGCUGGAGAGCAGGGACCCAAAUUCGAACCCGAGAGUGACGUUCAACUACUUCGAGGACGCAAGGGACGUGGCGAGGUGCGUGGAAGGCAUGGAGAUCUUGAGGAAGGUGGUCCAAUCGCGGGCGGUGUCGGAGUUCCUCUACCCCUUCACCUCAUUCGAGUCCCUGCAGAGGUUCAUGCUGUCUGUGCCCAUCAACUUACGAGGGAAACACGCAGCCUCUACCUACUCCAUGGAGCAGUACUGCAGGGACACCGUCAUGACCCUGUGGCACUACCACGGGGGCUGCCAGGUUGGCCGCGUCGUUGACGGCGAUUACCGCGUCAUCGGGGUCGAUUCCUUGCGCGUCAUCGACGGCUCUACAUUUUAUUUCUCGCCGGGGACCAACCCUCAGGCCACAGUUAUGAUGCUUGGAAGGUAUAUGGGACAGAUAAUUCUGGAAGACAGAAAUCCUCAAAAAGAGAAUUAGGUAUUAGAUGUUAGUUUGAUUUAAUUCUGCUCAAAAUGCAAUGCGAGUUGUGGUGUUUUCAUUUUCCGAUAGUAUUUUGUUUUAAAUAAUUACUAGCGAUGUUUUGGAGUUAGUUUGCAAGGUUCCGCCCAAUUGAGUGAUUGAGUUGUGAGUUCCUUGGGUU
Salvia miltiorrhiza (redroot sage) is the source of this 2118-nucleotide messenger RNA. Its product is annotated as protein HOTHEAD-like. The record is from RefSeq and is a predicted model, not a curated record. The transcript has 5 exons. Lineage: Eukaryota; Viridiplantae; Streptophyta; Magnoliopsida; Lamiales; Lamiaceae. Gene Ontology annotation, molecular function: oxidoreductase activity, acting on CH-OH group of donors; flavin adenine dinucleotide binding. Bases 246 to 1955 code for a protein of 569 amino acids.